AUGGACAACGCUACAUACAGCUAUUCGUCCGACUGCACCCCACUCACCAACUGCAAGUCGGCACGCAAGCCAGCAGGGUCCACGGUGGUGAAUAUGGGCCACGCAGGCAAGAAGCCACCCAAUGAUUAUUUGGUCUGGUCUCUGUGCAACACCUUGUAUGUUAACUUCUGCUGCCUGGGUUUCAUGGCCCUCAUCUAUUCCAUUAAGGCUCGAGACCAGAAAACCCUUGGGGACAUGCGAGCAGCACAGGAGUGCUCUGACAAGGCAAAGUGGUACAACAUCCUUGCCUCGGGUUGGAACCUAGUGGUGCCUCUGUUGGUGCUAGGACUCCUGGUGCUACUUCUGGUCCACCUGGGGAGCAUGGAGGGCUCUUUUGACUUCUUUGGGGAGGAUGGCUUCCAGAGCUUCAUGAAGCUCUUCAGCAGGUAG
This is a messenger RNA of Chanos chanos (milkfish), 429 nucleotides long. It is a transcript of the gene ifitm5, whose product is annotated as interferon induced transmembrane protein 5. Bases 1 to 429 code for a protein of 142 amino acids. Gene Ontology annotation, cellular component: plasma membrane. The transcript is spliced from 2 exons. The record is from RefSeq and is a predicted model, not a curated record. Lineage: Eukaryota; Metazoa; Chordata; Actinopteri; Gonorynchiformes; Chanidae.